Helobdella robusta is the source of this 3469-nucleotide messenger RNA. RefSeq lists its product as hypothetical. NCBI's taxonomy places the organism in Eukaryota, Metazoa, Annelida, Clitellata, Rhynchobdellida, Glossiphoniidae. Gene Ontology annotation, cellular component: neuromuscular junction; postsynaptic density membrane; neuron projection. Gene Ontology annotation, biological process: chemical synaptic transmission. The record is from RefSeq and is a predicted model, not a curated record. Bases 265 to 3261 code for a protein of 998 amino acids. The transcript is spliced from 26 exons. Gene Ontology annotation, molecular function: kinase binding.
UGACGAGCCGUUGUAUCUCGCUUUAAUAAAGAAUCGUGAAUCAUUAGUGAAGUUUGAAAAAAUAAUAUUAAUUUACGGCGCUGGAUUUUUAAUCGUUCUCUGUCUGCACUCUGCAUCGCGUUAAUUUAAAUUUUAAUACAACUCCACUACAACUGUAGCCUGUUCUGUCUGUAGAUCGGAUUGUUAGCUGUUGGGGACAGUUAAAUAGCAGCACGCCGGUGGACCAUCUUGCAUCCUAGCUUGGCAUUUCUGCAUUACAUCCAUAUGAGUAUGCCUGUUAAGCAAUCCGAAGGACUUGGUCACACAGAUCACAUGAUAAAAAAUGACAUUGACAACAGCAACAAUAAUAAUAACAUAAAUGACAACGAUGAUGAUGAUAGUUUGAAAAACUUAUCUAGCAAAACAAUGAGUAGAAGUGAUGCACACAGAGCCCUAGAGCUGCUUGAGGAGUACUACGGUCGCCUAAUUCGACCACAAGAUCAAAACUUGAGGCUGGCCAUUGAGAGAGUUAUCAGAAUUUUCAAGAGCAGACUUUUCCAGGCUCUGUUAGAUAUACAAGAAUUUUACGAAGUAACACUGCUUGAUGAUGAAAAGUCAGUUGAGCAGAAGACUGAUGAGACUCUUCUGGUGGCAUCAAGGUGGGAGGAGAAUCCACCCAUUGCCAGCAAUCGACCGCUUUCAAAUUGUCAUUCAGAUAAUUCGAAUGUCUCAUUCUGCAGAGAACAGCUCAAAGCCAACAUGACUACAGCAGCUACCAGCAGCAGCAGCAACAGACAACUUCAGACCUGGACCCUGUCCCUGUAUUACCAGUUUGUUUUUGAUGUUAUAUUAUUUUUUUGUUUUUGUGUCAAUGCCCUCUCCAAGUCACUUCACCAGCUCUCUCAGCAGCAACAACAAUUUCAACAACUGCAUUACCAGCAGAACAAUAAUACCCACCAACAGCAGCAGCAAAUACCGCAGCAGCAGCAGUAUCAAAGACAGCAUCAACCACCGCACCCUAUAACAUUGGACGAUUGGGAAUAUGAAACCAUCAACCUAGAUAGAGGUGGGACAGGAUUGGGCUUCAGUAUAUCAGGGGGUACAGAUAACCCCCACGUUGGGGACGACCCUGGCAUCUACAUCACUAAAAUCAUUGAAAAUCGGGCUGCCUCGAUUGAUGGCCGACUCAAGAUCAAUGAUAUGAUAGUCUCUGUCAAUGGGAUUUCCACAAUUGAUGUAACACAUGCAGAGGCCGUAGCGGCCCUCAAAAAAGCUGGAAAUUCCGUUUCAUUGGUUGUGAGAAGAAAGAAACUGAUGUCCUCAUCGUCUUCCUCGGCAGCUGCCCCUGACGAUAAUGUAAUUUUGUUGGAGCUCGUCAAGCGCAGUAAAGGGUUGGGAUUCAGCAUCGCCGGUGGAGUGGGAAACGAGCACAUCCCUGGCGAUGUGGGCAUCUACGUUACGAAGGUGAUUGACGGAGGAGCUGCACAGGUGGAUGGUCGACUACAAGUUGGAGAUAGACUUCUGGCUGUCAAUGAGGUGUCCUUGGACAAUGUGACCCAUGAAGAAGCGGUGGCUGCUCUUAAAGCCACCAGGGAGUAUGUGAGGUUGCUAAUUAGGAAGAGGCCAAGCUAUGAUGAUGGCAGUCAGCCCCUCACCCCUCUGAUGGGAAACUCUCCAAGGGUCAUGAGUUCCAUGCCCCACCUACCAAUGAACCACGUGACCUCUCCACAUCCUCACUCUCUACAGCAACAACCUCAGCAACAGCAAUCACUGAUAAACAACAACAGCACCAUGAGUCGUUUUGGAAACGUAAAUUCUAGCUACUCCAGUAUCAACUACAACCUUGGUCGGACCUUUUCCAGAGGUGAUGACGAGCAUGACGUGGGUCGAGAACCCAGAAAGGUCGUUAUGAAAAAAGGACCAAACGGCCUAGGGUUUAAUAUUGUCGGGGGUGAAGAUGGUGAAGGAAUUUUUGUAUCUUUUAUACUUCCUGGGGGUUCUGCAGAUCUGAGUGGUGGUCUCUAUAGAGGUGAUCAACUUCUUUCGGUAAAUGGCAUAGACAUAACAGGAGCCACCCACGAACAGGCUGCUGUAACCUUGAAGAGUGCCGGUGAUGUUGUGGAGGUCAUUGUCAUAUAUAAACCUGAAGAAUACAGUCGAUUUGAAGCAAAAAUCCACGAGUUGAGAGAGCAGAUGAUGAGUUGUGGCAACACUGGAAGUUUGAGGACCACUCAGAAGAAAAUGCUUUUUGUCAGGGCCCUGUUCGACUACGACCCAUCAAAGGACAGUGGCCUGCCAGGAAGGGGUCUCAUUUUCAAGUUUGGAGACAUCCUGCAUGUCACUAAUGCGAGCGAUGAUGAAUGGUGGCAGGCCAAAAAACUGACCGGAUAUCCCGGUGAUAGUGAGGAUAGCGGUGGUAUUGGUGGAGUCGGGUUGGGUAUAAUACCUAGUAAGAAGAGGGUUGAAAGAAAGGAAAGAUCUAGAAUGAAGAAUGUCAAGUUUAUUGGAAAAUCGGUAAGUUUUUUGUUUUUGUUUCUUGCUACUCUGCCGGCUGACAAGAACAAAAAAAAGAUUUUUGGCAAAAAGUUGUCGUUCACGAAGGUCAAGGACAGAAGCGGUAGCGAGGAUGCCCUCAGCGCUGAUGACUUGAGUGAUGAACCUAUUGCCUCGUACGAGCCCGUUGUCCAACAUGAAAUGAAAUUUCCACGCCCCGUUAUUAUUCUGGGCCCUCUGAAGGACCGUCUCAAUGACGACCUCAUCCUGGAAUUUCCGGACAAGUUCAGUAGCUGCAUUCCUCAUACGACUCGACCCAGGCGAGAGUACGAAGUUGACGGGAGAGAUUAUUAUUUCGUUGAGUCUCGUGAUCAAAUGGAGAAAGACAUCCAAAAUCAUAUGUUCAUUGAAGCUGGCCAGUACAAUGAUAACCUAUAUGGGACUAGCAUUAAAUCCGUUAGGGACGUUGCUGAAAGUGGCAAGCACUGCAUCUUGGACGUCAGUGGCAAUGCCAUCAAGCGACUGCAAGUGGCCGGUCUCUUCCCGAUCGCCCUCUUCAUCAAACCUAAAUCCUACGAAACCGUCAUGGAAUGGAACAAAAGGAUAACAGAGGAUCAGGCCAGGAAGACGUUUGAACAGACUCUCAAAAUUGAGCACGAAUUCGGGGAAUUAUUCACAGCCAUAGUAACAGGCGAUACUGGAGAUGAAGUGUAUCAAAAUGUAAAGGAGGUCAUUGCAGAGCAGUCUGGACCAAUAGCAUGGAUACCUUCGCAGGAUAUCUACCUCUGAUUGAGCAGCUAUUUUCUGAUUAGUUGAAGAACAAGUCGUGUCUGAUUGAUUGGUUGGUUGGCUAGCUGGGAGGAAGUUUACGUACGAUUGGCUGAGAAAAAAUUUUUCAUUAAGAUGGUCUGAGUUUCAAAUUGAUUAAUUGUAAACUCUGGUAGUGAUUACGUUUAAUUGCAUUUAUACACUAAUUAGAUCGCCAUCCUUUUUAUAC